Anopheles maculipalpis is the source of this 1118-nucleotide messenger RNA. RefSeq names its product mitogen-activated protein kinase p38b-like. The record is from RefSeq and is a predicted model, not a curated record. The transcript has 9 exons. Gene Ontology annotation, biological process: protein phosphorylation; intracellular signal transduction. Bases 15 to 1094 code for a protein of 359 amino acids. Lineage: Eukaryota; Metazoa; Arthropoda; Insecta; Diptera; Culicidae. Gene Ontology annotation, cellular component: cytoplasm; nucleus. Gene Ontology annotation, molecular function: MAP kinase activity; ATP binding.
AACGUUCAAUCAAAAUGCCCACAUUUUACCGUACCGAGAUCAACAAAACGGAAUGGGAAGUUCCGGACAAGUACCAAGCGCUGACCCCGGUCGGUAGUGGUGCCUACGGUCAGGUGUGCUCGGCCUUGGACACAGAACACAAAGUUAAGGUGGCAAUCAAGAAGCUGGCCCGACCGUUCCAGUCCGCCGUCCACGCGAAACGCACCUACCGCGAGCUGCGUAUGUUGAAGCACAUGAAUCACGAGAACAUAAUUGGCCUGCUGGACGUGUUCCAUCCCGGGGACAACACGCUCGAAUCGUUCCAGCAGGUGUACCUGGUCACGCACCUGAUGGGCGCCGACCUGAACAACAUUAUCCGCACCCAGCGCCUGUCGGACGAGCACGUCCAGUUCCUCGUCUACCAGAUCCUGCGCGGUCUCAAGUACAUCCACAGUGCCGGCAUUAUUCACCGGGAUUUGAAACCGUCCAACAUUGCCGUAAACGAAGAUUGUGAGCUGAAAAUAUUGGAUUUCGGGCUGGCUCGGCCGACCGAAAACGAAAUGACCGGCUACGUUGCGACCCGCUGGUACCGGGCGCCUGAAAUUAUGCUCAACUGGAUGCACUACAAUCAAACGGUCGACAUCUGGUCGGUUGGGUGCAUUAUGGCGGAGCUGCUAACCGGCCGGACCCUCUUCCCCGGCACGGACCACAUUCACCAGCUAAACCUUAUCAUGGAGAUACUCGGCACACCGAACGAUGAGUUCAUGGCGAAAAUCUCCUCUGAAAGUGCUCGACACUACAUAAAAUCGCUCCCGAAAACAGAGAAGCGAAACUUUAGCGACGUUUUCCGGGGUGCCAAUCCGCUUGCCAUCGAUUUGCUGGAGAAAAUGCUGGAGCUGGAUGCGGACAAACGGAUAACGGCGGAACAGGCGUUGGCCCAUCCCUAUCUGGAAAAGUAUGCUGAUCCAUCCGACGAACCGACCUCAUCGCUCUAUGAUCAGAGUUUCGAAGACAUGGACCUACCCGUCGAACGAUGGAAGGAGCUGGUGUUUAAGGAAGUGCUGAACUUUGUCCCACAGCAGCACGCGCACAUCGGUGGUGAACCGCAGGCGUAAAAUGUGCCAUCCAUCCACAACACC